Molecule: messenger RNA, 2044 nt
Organism: Prorocentrum cordatum
Lineage: Eukaryota; Dinophyceae; Prorocentrales; Prorocentraceae
Source: the annotation of a GenBank genome assembly
AUGGAUAGACCUCCUGUGCUGGCCACCUUCGCCCUCUCCGGCCCCAAGAAGGCCGCAGAGCGCACCAGCUUCGACGUCAUGGUCAUCGAGCAGGUGGCCUCGAGCCUGGCCGAGGCCGCCGCGGGCCUCCAGAAGGGGCUCCUGGAGGCUGGCUCAGGCGUUGCCGAGGCCGCCGCGGCGGUGGCCGCCAAGACCGCGGAGGUGGAGAAGGUGGAGGUGCAAACGAACCAGUGCAAGUCGGAGUUGGAGCAGGCCCAGGCACAGCACCAGGAGAGCGAGGCUGUCUUCCAGGCCGCCGCCGCGGAGCUGAAGGCCCAUUCCGCGGAGGCCAAGAGGCUCGCGAAGGCCCGCGACGCCGCGCGGGUCGACCUGGAGCGCCUCGACGCCGGCCCCCUCGCGGCCUUCGAGGCGCUGCGGCUGGCGACCUCCAAGAGCGCGGCCGGCGCGCUGGGCGAGCCCUCGCUCGAGCCUGGACAGCCGUGGAGCGGCAAGGACGCCGGAGGCACCCAGGAGUUGUGGGAGAGCUUCGCGCAGGCCAUGGAGCUCGAGUUCAUCGACAUCUACCAGAUCAGCAGCGACGAGUUCUCCUCUUCUGCAGCAGCUGGCGGCGAGCCCGAGCUCGGGAGCCGCAGCCCCGCGAGCGCCCGUGCUGGGCGCGGCCGCAGGCUGCCCGAGCGCUGCUCGCUGACGUCGCAGCACGACGGCGAGGGGAGCCUCGCGGUCGGCCCAGGCCACGGCGCCCGGCGAGAGAUAGACGUGCAGGUCCUGCUGGCCGACGGCAGGACGAUCGGCCUCACGAAUGUCUCCCCCGAGGAGACCGUGGAGCACCUCAUUGCGCGCAUCGAGCAGGCUGAUCCCCAGCGCGGGUUCCUCGUCGGGCCCCGCGGGAAGGUGUGGGCCAAGCGCGACCUGAGGGGGAACCUGUCCCCAGACGUCCGGCUCGUCCACCAGGGCGCAACCCUGCGCCCCAACUCGCCCAUCGAGGAUGUGAGGAUGCAGCGCGGGGCGCUGCUCAAGCUGAUCCCAGGAACCGCCGUCUUCAUGGACACCUCGUACGUCAGCAGGCCCGAGGCCAAGAGGCCGUGGGUGCCGCGUGCGAGCCCGGAGCUCGCGCGGCAGAAGCCCGUGUGGACGCCGCCAGACAGCGCCCGCGCAGCGUCGUCUCGGGCGCAGUCGCCAGCACUGCACCCGCUCUUCCUCAAGGACGACGCCGGGGCGGCUGGCAAGCCGGCGGCCGGCGCGCAGCGCCUUCUUGCGGAGCCGCCGCCAGCCGCCGAGCCGCACGCGCGGCACCGGCGUGAGCCGUCGGAGGCCCGCGCGGGCUUCGCGGGCUGCUCCCGCGCGCCGGCUGCCAGCUGCGGCCCGCGCCGGCGCGGGGCGCGGGUGAGCGCGCGGAGCACGUCGGCCACGAGCCUGAGCGCCGUGGGCCGCCGGUGCGCGGUGUGUCUCGAAGCAGAGGCGCAGCACUCUGCUGAAUCGAAGGCGCGCCAGUCCCGGGGCUUGGCGGGCUGUUGCGCGCGCACGGUAAUAUUAUGUUCAGCAGGCUGCAGCAUCGCGGAUCGUGAGCUCGCUGCCAUGGUUAGCCCGUCAGCGUGUUGCUCGUUCGCUCAGUAUCGUUUAGGUCUGCGAGGGACCACGAACGCCGUGGGAAGGCCGCCGUGGCCUCGACUGGCCCUCCCACAGGGGAGCGACUUCCUCCGCCGCUCCAGCGGGCGGCGGUACCGUGAGCAGUGCAGCGCCCUCGCCUCUUACCAUGGCGUCGGAGUUAUGGGCCCUUCUCCUCCGCGAGCUCUCGCCCUGCUACCCCCCGCCCCGUACAGUCUAGGAUAGCUUAGGAUGUCGCAAGCUGGGCGGACCCCAGGUCCUUCCUCGCGCGGCUCGUCUAGUUCUGCCGCCUCAGAUGUUGCGCCCGUGCUAAUGCACUCGGCAACUCCACGGCCGCCAGCCCCUCCUCCGUCUCGCGCUGCGGCGCAGCUUUUUUUGUACGGGGACGCGCAGUGCUCGAGCUUGAUGGCAUCAUUGUCGCUGCGGAAGAGGCAACCCA